GCGGAUGGCUGGGAGGGCUGUCACUCAGCGGCCCGCCAUUGUGUUUGGUUGAGAGCGUGCCGGUGGUUGUUGGUCGCGAGCAGCCUCCAGGCCGCUGUCCACAAACUGACUGAGAGGAAGCUGAAGAAGGAAUUCCCACCUCCGUAAACAACAAUUUAGGAUAAGUUUUCCCAGUGUUGGACUAUAUGAAGGAGUGAAGAUUUGGAAUGUUGAAUGAGGAAACAGAGAAUUUCAAAAUGGCAGAGCAAGGCUCAACUGAUAAAUCUACGCAAUCUACUGACCCAAGUGGAUGUCCUGAUGUUGACAAUGGUGGUACUAAAACAAACAGACCAGUUUCGGUCUCGAAAUUCAUGAUGAGCAACAAGAUCGAAUCUAUCAUGUGGCUGCUUCGAAUAUUUACGCUGGUGUCAACAUUCUUUUUUCUGUUUCCUAUCUUGGGAGUUGCUGAAGGUGGACAGUUCUAUCAGAGAGCGUUGCUCGCUAAUGCCCUGACAAGUGCUUGCCGGCUUCAUCAGAGGCUACCCAGAUUCCGGUUCAGCAGAGCCUAUGUCACACAGGCACUCUUAGAGGACAGCUGCCACUACCUGCUGUACUCGCUCAUCUUUAUUACAUCCCAUCCCAUUACCUUAUGCUUGGUACCAGUGGCAGUAUUUUCUCUCCUUCAUGCAACAGCUUACACCAGGAAAAUCUUAGAUAUCAUUGGCCCUAGUUCCGUGCCAUGGGUGCGAUCCUUUUUAGACAAAAUGACAACACACCAGCAGAGCCUGUUCAAGUUCAUUGCGUACAAUGAGAUUCUCUUGAUGCCUGCAGCUGUCUUUAUGUUAUUUGGAGGCCGGGCUCAUUUAUUCCUCCCCUUUUUCUACUAUCGUUUCCUGACCCUAAGGUAUGCAUCUCGAAGGAAUCCCUACUGCAGGACAUUGUUUUAUGAGCUUCGAGUGGCAAUGGAGCAGAUGACAGCCAGACCUUCCUGUCCAACCUUUAUCCGAAGUGCAUGUCACAAAGCUAUAAAGCUCAUCUGCAAGCUUGCUCCAGGGUCAUAGAAUUUUUACAUUUUUUCUCAGCAUAAGAUUAUGUGCAAAUGGUGGAAUUUGUUACAAUUUUGAAUUCUGUAGUACAUUCCUAUAGUUUAUGUUCAAUAUCACAUUUGUAUUUUUUUUAAUGGAACGAUGUCAGAAACUUAUUUUGGUACAUGUUAUUUCCAUCACAGAAGUAAAUUUAUUUUUGAUUGUUGGGUGACAAGAAUGUAUAUUACAUGAUGGAGUCACAUGGUUUACUUUAAAUACUGUCUGCAAAAUGUAGGUUUGUGGGAAAACAAACAUUGAUCUCCAACUGUCUACAUAUCAGAUUAAUACUUAACCAUUCAUUAUUUUGCUUUAUUGUUUUGUAUGAUACAUACAGUUGUAACCCUAAUAUGGAUAGUCUUCUAACAUCUUUUCUCCAUGUGGAAAAUGACGAUUGUUGAAGAGGUACAAGAAAAUAGUUUAUCGUAAAGAAAUGGGUAUUUGACUUUGGAUCCACAAUAUCAUAAAACAGUACAGCACAGAAAUUGGCCCUUCGGCCCAACGUCUCUGCACUGACCAUGAUGCCAUUCAAAACUAAUCCCACCUGCUUGCACAUGAUCCAUAUCCUUCAGUUCCCUGCCUGUUCAUGUGUCUGUCCAAAUGCCUCUUAAUCAUUGCUAUUGUAUCAAAUUCUACCACUUUCCCUGGCAGAAUGUUCCAGGCACUGACCAUCCUCUGCAUUUAAAAGAAAGAUUGCCUUGCACAUCUCCUGGGAACCUCUGACUAUCCAUGCUUGUCAUGAUUUUAUGUGUUUCUAUCACGUUGACCCUCAGCCUCCCAUCCUGUCAUGAAAACAACCCAGUUUGUCCAACUUCUCCUUAUAGCCAAUACACUCCAAUCCAGACAACAUCCUGGUAAACCUCUUUUGCACCUCUACAACCUUUCUAUAGUGUGGCAGCUGGAACUAUAGACAACACUUCCAAACAUAGUCUAACUAAAGUUUUGUACAGCUGCAACAUGACUUACCAACGUUUAUAUUUAAUUCCCCGACUGAUGAAGGCCAGCAUGCCGUACAUCUCUUUACUAUCUUACCCACAUGUUGACCCUUUUCAGGGAGCUAUGGACUUGCACCCCAAGAUCCCUCUGUAUAUCAGUGUUCUUGAGGGUCUUGCAUUUACUGUAUAAACUAUACAUCACAAUGUGUACUAUAUGCAUCAAAAUGCAUAUUUGAUGCUGAAUCAGUGUAAUUCCUCAUUAAAAGUUACAUGCUAUGACAAAGAUGUACAUAAUUCAGAAAGUAUUGGUCAAAUAACUAAAUUAUUAAUUUAAAAUCUGCAUAAGUUAGUUGCUCAAUGUCUGUUCAUUGUUUGUCAACUCCUUCCAUCUUUAUGGUACAAAUGACUUUCAUUUUGUCAACAUAUGUCUUCAGGUACUAAUAACUUGAAGUUUUUGCUUAAUAUUAAUAAUCUGAUGAAUUUAGUAACCCCUGUACUUUGUAAAAAUACUCCAAAAGCUUUUGCAGGGCAAUGGCACCACUACUGUGACGUGGUAGCUCCCAGAUACACUGGGAGCAUCACUUCUGAUUUGCAAGGUUAGCAAACUAGGUGAGAAAGUAUGUUAAAGGUUACUUUUUUGUAAGCUGCCUUUGCAAAACUGCCACCACUCUUAAUUUGCAAUUCAAAUAUUUAUUGGAUGUAAGAGCUUUUGUAAAUAAAUUGGAUGCCUAGCCAUAUGAAGAUUGAGCACGUUCCUGCUAAUGUACACUGUAGAACUAAUACUGUGUUGAGCAUGCACCUGACUUAAUACUAGUGCUUACAGUAGCUACUAUCAAGCCAAUCAGUUAGUAAAGUAAAAGCAAAAUUUUGUGAAUGUUGAAAUCUCAACUAAAAAGAAAAUGCUGGAAGCUUUCAGAAAGUCAGAUAGCAUUUGUGAAGUUUGAUGCCUGAAGAGUUACCACUGAACUCCUGACCUACUAAUGUUUGCAGCAUAUCUUGUUUCUAUUUCCAUCAAUAACUGCUACAAAAUUGUCAGUACUCUGCAGUUACAAGGUUAACAAGAAGAAUCAGUUAAAUACUGGAUUCAAUUUUUCAAAAAAACCUAAAUCUUCUCAAAACACAUGCAAUGGAUACUAGAAACGGGACAGAAUUUAUUGUAACUGACCCAGGUCCAGCUCACCAAUUGGAGAACCAGUGGUAACCUACACCACUUCUAAGUCACCUCUCCAACCAAAUAAGGGCCUAUCGCUAUUACUCCACCAGCCAGCAUAACCUUUCCCUGGGAUUUUAUACUCCACGGUGGAAAUACCACCUACUAAGAGAGAUUGGCCUUUUAAAGGCUAGCAGCUCUCCCUUACCAGUGCUAUGACUGUGAUCGUGGAAUACCUGGACUCAGGUGACCAGGGGUGGGUAAAUGAUUUAAGGAGAGGGGAUGAUGCAAAAGGUUUGGAAACAAAGGUAGAGUGUUAAGUAUAAGCUUCCCCAAGCCCUUCCCAAAGCAGGUACCCAUGAUCAGGCACUAAGUGCCUUUGCAAGAGAGAACCAUACAAGCAGACAUGGUCUUUGGAAGGCAAGUGAAAGUUAUGUUGCUUAUAUUUAAUCCCUAAGCUAUGACUAAACUCUGGUGGGUUCAGGGAUAAUUGGUAUGAAUUGCUAUCAUCGAUAUCCUAUCAGAGGUAGGUGAGUUUCUUCAGUUGUCUCCCACUCAGUUGUAGGAGAUUUUCCCACCACUCUCUUAUGGUUUCGUGUACCCAGACAGCAUUUUCCUGCUACAAUUGGUUACACUAAAUCCAGAUCAUAGUCUCAUACAAUCAAAUUUUCUCACAAUAUCUGCUACACCCUGGCUGAGAUCCCUUUUGGUGCAGCUUCUAAUCUGGCUGCAUAUAGAUCUGAUUAUUGUUCAGUCUGCUGGGAAAUGUUUUGGCCAAAACUAAGAUAUGAAGCUGUUAUGUGCAUGGACAUACCUGCUGGCAGUUUGGUGUAAUUGUGCUAUGUUUACUUCCCCUUCUCUUUUUUUUGACUUUGUAUAAAUUGCCAAGUUCUCCCCUCCUUCAAAGUUGUUAGAGUUAAUUUUAAAAAGAAAUAAAAUUAAUCAUGGAGUCUUAACAAAAUAAUUCCAGGAUUUGACCACAGGAAUUACACAUUUAAGUCAUGGUCUCACUGUGUUCUGUGGGGUUUUUUUGUCAUCAUGGGUUGAAUGCUAGGUGAAAAAUGCUGCAGAGUUCAUUAACGAAAGGAGAAAGGGACUUGAGAGCAAAGCCAAACUCAAAGUACUUGCAUUUUGCACAUGCAAAAAAAAUUCUUUAUCUCAGCCAAUUCAUUGGAGGAUAUGCCAAAUCGGAAGCUGGCCACUUUCUCAUAGGAAAGGGGCAAAUGUCAGCUGAUAAGUCACAGUAGGCCACACUUGUAUAUUUCCUACUCUUUCAAAAAGAAAAUUGCAAAUCCCUGACAGCGGGUCACUAUAUGAUUAUUCUGUCUGAAAAUGAGUAGUAUUUGUAUUAAAUUUUGCAUAAAUCCACUGAGCAAUCAUAAAAAAUUUGGGACAAUUUAAAAAUUUUGCAAGAACAUGUCAGUUAUUACUUACUUGAACAUGACAGCCAUGCACUGCCAGAGGAGGUGUGAUCUAUCGCAAGAUUUGGUGACAGUUUCAUGUCCUGCAAGAAGACUUGCAGACCAGAAAGCCAAGUAGACAGCAGAUGGCUCUCAAUUCUAAUGGCCGUACAGGUCACCAUGAUCCUGAAUUGUUUUGUUGGUGACCUAUUUCAGGAGUCUGAAACUGACCUGUCUAGUAUAUUGCAGUCAGCAUCACAAGGAUGCAUCCAAGAAGUCAUCAAUGGCCUUUUUGCCAGGGUGGACCAGUUUAGCUCCGUUCUGUCUUGGACAUUGAGGGUGAUAGGUUCGGCUUCAGAUGCUGGCAUUCCACAAGUACACAACAUGGACAGCUGUACACAUAUUAACAAGAGCACAAACCCAGAGUACAGACAAAUAUUUUAACUAGAAGGGGUAACAACUCCUCUGUGCCCAUCACAAGAGGUUUCUGCAUGUAUGCAAAUAUUAGGUCUGUGAAUCAGAGCUGCCAUGAAUGUUCUCACUAACCUCAUCAGGUGUGUGGUUGGACACCGUGAGUUAAGGAUUGCAACCUAAGUAGAAGGGCGCUUAUAUCAGUCACAAUCAGAAGUCCAGAGAGUGUACAAAAUUUGCCAUCAGACAAGGACGUGAGUUAAAGAUGAGGGAAGUGUCUUCUGCAAAUUGCAUCGUCCCGAGUUUGGCAAAGAGAAGAUAAUGGGGAAGAGGAAAAAUUUCAAAAGGGGGAAGAUAGUGAAAGGGAAGGCCCACUAGAGGGAUCCUGGAGUCAAGGCAGCCAACAAUAUCCUAGAGGGAAUAAGGAAACCGUGCAGAUCACCAUCACGGUCAAGAUUUGCUGAUACAUGUGGGCUUCACGUGAUGGGAGACUUCCAAUAAUGUGAUGGCUGAUCCGGAAGACAGAGGAGGGAGCUGGAGACAAGGGAAGGGGUUUGGAACUAUUGCGUGCACCCAUAUAUGUGGAUUGAUGAGGAACUGUGGUCAGCUGGCAAAUGACAAAUGAAUGCGGCUGACCGCAGUUGUGCACAUAUCCACUCAUGGUUCAACACAUUAUGAUCGGGGUGUUGGUAUGCUGGUCAUGGCAUUGACUGCAGGUUUCAGGAGGCCUGAGCUACUAAUUUUUUAAAAAAGGAAUAUUGAUGUAGAUGGUUGAGAAUUUUUCCACAAAGAUUUUAGUUUCACUGAAAGCAUCUGUUUGUAUCUUGCUCUGCAUAACACUUACCUAAGUAUCAUAGUGUCUUGGUGCUCCUAUCCCACCUAUGUACAUGUGGUGCUUACUGAGGUUGCUCACUCUCACAAGGCAAGUAGGAGCUUAUAUUGCUUCAGAGAAUGCAGCAAGAGCGCUACUUGUCUUCCAUUGCAGACCUGUCCAAAUGCUCAGUCCCAAAGGGAAAUUCCUGAGGUCUGUCCUAUGGAAUGUUCUAAAUACUGCUUUUCUGUAGUGCACCCCCAGUCUCUUCCAGAAGUAACUGUUUUUGACACCUCCUCCUGGACUCUGGUGCUAUACCCUUCACUGAGUGCUCCCCACUCUUAUGUCAGUAAAACCCACCAGAAUGCGGGUCUCUUAGUUGAAUCCUUGAAAGUUAGUGACAGCGGACCCUCAGACACAUACCUGGAAUAAGUGGAUUGCUUUAUGAGGAAAGGUUAGAUGGUUAGGUCUGUAUCCUCCAGAAUUUAGAACAGUCUGAAUGACUUAAGUGAAACAUGUAAAGUCAUGAGGGAUGUUGAAAGAGUAUUUCUUCUGAAGACUCUCCUCACUUGAGUUUAGAAUACUGAGAGGAUGUUUCCCCUCAUAGGAGAGUCUAAGACCAGAGGCCAUAGUCUCAGAAUAAAGGUGUGCCAAUUUAAGAAUUUCUUCUGAGGGUUGAGAAUCUUUGGAACUCUCUCCCACAGAGAGCUCUGGGGGCAGAGACAUUGUCUAUGUUUAAGGCCAAAAUAGAUUUUUGAUCAGUAACGGACUUAAAAAGGGGAAGGCAGGAAAGUGAGGAAUAUUGGAUAAGCUAUAAUCCUAUUGAAUGGCAAAGAAGGCUUGAGGGGCUGAACAGCCUAUUCACAUUAUAAUUCCUUAUGAUCUUGUGGAGAGAAUCUUGAACUAGGAGCCUUCGUUUAAAAGUAAAGGAGUUGCCCAUUUAAGACAGAUGUGGAGGAAACAUUUUUGUCUUGGAGGGUUGAGUCUUUGAAAUACCCUUUCUGAAAAGGUGGUGAAUGCAAUAUCCAAAUAUUUCAAGGCAGAGGUAAAUAGAUUCUUGGUUACCAAGGUGAUGAACAAUUAUUGGUGGUAUGCAGGAAUGUGAAUUUGAGGUUAAAUUCAAAUCAGCCAAUUGAAUGGUCGAGCAGGCUUGAAGGGCCAAGUGGCUAACUGUUGUUACUUUUUAAUAUUUGUGUAAUUGUGCUUUAUUUCUGCAAGUCCAUAGCUGUGAGAGAGCUCAGAACAGGCAAUCAUGAAGAGGAGCCCUGUCCCGUGUCCCCUUUCUUAGUAGCCACGCCUGAACAGGGACUCCCACUAGUCAGUGACCAGUUGUAUCCUGAAAACAUUCAUAGCUUGAAGUCAUCCCUCAGCAUAAUGGCCAACAAGCCAUCCUUCUCCCAGUUGCACAUGCCAUGGUGAUGAUAGAACAUGGCAUGUGCAAAGCCUGAUGGAGAACCUGCCAUCUUGCAAACAUUCUUUUGUGGAAUCAUGCUAACGAUGUUGCUUUCACCUUAACUGCUGUGAUCUCUUUCCAAUUUGGGUUUGGGUUCCACUGUUGGACUUGGCAAAUUAUCUGGCGUUGUGGGCCCUCUCCUCCUCAAAGGAAAAGAGUGAAAUGGUGAUCUGUAGGCUCAUUGAGGAAUGGUAGUUGGAGAUGCCUGCAAGGUGUCUCCAAUUUAUCUUCCUCAAUGUCCAUAUGGCGCGUUAUUUGUUUUCCUUUGACCAAAGACCCAUGCUGCACAUAAAAUGUGGAGAUCCUCUUAUCACAGUGCAAACAUUCACUGAAAUACUUGCACUGUAUCUAGUUCCACUGUUGUUGGCCUGAAGGAUUGAACACCUCUGCUACCAUCAUUCAUACUAGCUUAUGAAACUAAAAUGUGACCUGGACUCCAGGAGGAACCAGACAUCCCAUGAACACCUGCUGCAGCAAGGUCUCCAGAUGGUGCUAUUUCCCCUGCAUGGGCUGCUAGUGAAUUAAAGAGGUCUCUCCUUGGCUGGUGCCCCACAUCCAUUUGAGAGCCUUCCCAAGGUAUGACCACCAACUACUCUAAGGUUGCUGUCCCCCCAUGGUCUUCUAUCCAGACAUUCCCCCCUUACCCCAAUCCCCACCCUGACUGAUGCCCAAAAACUUACAAAUUUCUGAUCUGUCACAGCUCACCUUCUCACUACCCAAAUGCAAAGUUGGUUAACUGUGGAAAGACUCUAGGGUAGUUGUCCUUCCCUUGGGCAGGCUUUCCUCCCAAUGUUUUAGUCACAAGCUCAGAGACCAUGGCACCCCAUAUAACUCAGCCCAAAAAUACAGUGCAAAAUGUGUUCAGAGAGAGGCAUCAUUUCAAAAGUCAAGAACAGGCUCAAUUCACUUUUCAAUGAAAAUCCUGCCCCAUAUUUCAGUACCUGACAAAUAUAACUAAUGGGUUGCUGAAAGUCAUGCUAGUGCAAUAAUACAUGUGAUCAUUAAAACUGGAAAUAAAUUCCUAGUUAUUCAACAGUUAGACUGACAUUAAUUCCCUUGUCGUGGAUUAUGCACAGGGCCUAGAUAAUUUACAAUUAUUU
This is a messenger RNA of Hemiscyllium ocellatum (epaulette shark), 8321 nucleotides long. RefSeq names its product transmembrane protein 33-like. The coding region runs from base 207 to 1040 and encodes 277 amino acids. NCBI's taxonomy places the organism in Eukaryota, Metazoa, Chordata, Chondrichthyes, Orectolobiformes, Hemiscylliidae. Gene Ontology annotation, cellular component: membrane; endoplasmic reticulum. Gene Ontology annotation, biological process: membrane organization; endoplasmic reticulum tubular network organization. The record is from RefSeq and is a predicted model, not a curated record. The transcript is spliced from 9 exons.